Thyridium curvatum is the source of this 2391-nucleotide messenger RNA. RefSeq lists its product as uncharacterized. NCBI's taxonomy places the organism in Eukaryota, Fungi, Ascomycota, Sordariomycetes, Thyridiales, Thyridiaceae. The record is from RefSeq and is a predicted model, not a curated record. The coding region runs from base 1 to 2391 and encodes 796 amino acids. The transcript is spliced from 4 exons. Gene Ontology annotation, molecular function: oxidoreductase activity, acting on CH-OH group of donors; flavin adenine dinucleotide binding.
AUGUAUUCCCUCAGACGUAUCGCCGCCGCCUUGGUGGCCGGCACGCUAUGCGUACAAGAAUGUGCUGCACAGGCGCCUACCGCCUACACGGAUUCCAAGACCAACAUCACGUUCACCACUUGGUCGUUCACUGACAGCGGUGGUAUGACCUACGGCAUGGCACUUCCUGAGGACGCUCUCACCAAGGAUGCGACUGAAUACAUCGGUAUCUUGCGAUGCCCAAACACCAGUGGUGGCUGGUGUGGACUGUCGCAUGGCGCAUCCGGCCAGAUGACCCAGGCCCUGCUCCUCAUGGCAUGGCCGUACAAGGACCAAGUCCUGACAUCCUUCCGCUUUGCCACGGGCUACACCAUGCCUGGCCUCUACACGGGUGAUGCCAAGCUGACCCAGAUCUCCUCGAGCGUCAACGACAAGGAGUUCGAAAUCAUCUACCGCUGCCAAGGAUGCUUCGCAUGGAACCAAGGCGGCUCCACUGGAAGCGUCAAGACGACUGACAAGAACCUCAUCAUCGGAAGGGCUGCUUCGAAGAAAGCACCUGUCAACCCUGGAUGCCCGUCCAAGAUCACAUACAGCUUCCACGACAACGGUUUUGGCCAAUUUGGUGCUGAUAUCUCGGGUGCUGUCAACAAAGACUAUUCCAAAUGGUCGGCUCUGGCCACCAAGACCGUCGCCGGCGAGUGCGGCGACACCACGACGGCUCCUCCGACGAGCACUCCCACCGCCCCGACCACCACCGCCCCUGCCCCUGUGGCAAGCUGCACAGCCGUUCCCACAGGUACAUACGACUACAUCAUCGUCGGCGGCGGUGCUGGUGGCAUCCCCAUGGCUGACCGACUCAGCGAGGCUGGCCAUAGUGUCCUCCUCCUCGAGAAAGGUCCUCCGUCCACGGGCGUCUGGGGAGGUGUCAUGAAGCCCGACUGGCUCAACGGCACUAACUUGACUCGCUUUGACGUGCCUGGUCUGUGCAACCAGAUUUGGCAUGAUUCGACCGGUGUCGCCUGCCUCGAUACCGACCAGAUGGCCGGAUGUGUUCUUGGUGGCGGUGUCGCUGUCAAUGCUGGCCUUUGGUGGAAGCCAUACCAUCUCGAUUGGGAUGAGAACUUCCCCGAAGGGUGGAAGAGCAAGGACGUGGUCGCUGCAACUGACCGUGUCUUCAAGAAGAUCCCGGGUACCACCGUUCCAUCUCAGGACGGUAAGCGGUAUCUGCAACAAGGCUUCGAGGUUCUUUCACGCGGCCUCAACGCCUCUGGCUGGGAGUAUGUCGUUCCAAAUGACCAUCCAAACUCGAAGAACCGCAGCUUUGGCCACAGCACGUUCAUGUUCUCGCACGGUGAGAGAGGCGGCCCGCUGGCCACCUAUCUGGUCAACGCUGCUCAGAGGAAGCAGUUCAGCCUCCACAUGAACACUCCUGCCAAGCGCGUCGUCCGAGACGGUGCUCACGUCACUGGCGUCGAGCUUGACUGUGCAAGUGCUGAUGGCAAGCCCACCAUCGUCAGCCUGACCAAGGACACCGGUCGUGUCAUUCUCUCCGCCGGCGCCUUCGGCACCCCUAGGCUCUUGAUGCGGAGCGGUAUCGGUCCCAAAGAUCAGCUCGAAAUCGUCAAGAACUCUACUGACGGACCGACCAUGAUCGACAGCAAGCAGUGGAUCAACCUGCCUGUCGGCUAUAACCUGGAUGACCACGCAAAUACCGACACCCAGAUCAGCCACCCGGACGUGGUCUUCUAUGACUUUUACGAGGCCUGGGAUGCCCCGAACACCACUGACAAAGAGAUGUACCUCGACAAGCGAAGUGGCAUUCUCGCCCAGGCCGCGCCCAACAUCGGCCCCCUGUUCUGGGAGGAGAUCACCACUUCUGACGGCAAGGUCCGACAGCUCCAAUGGACCGCCAGAGUUGAGGGUGACACCAACAACUCCAUGAUCAUGAGCCAGUACCUCGGCCGAGGUGCGACGUCUCGUGGCCGCAUGACUCUCGACCCUCAGCUCAACACUGUCGUCUCCAUCGCUCCCUACCUCCAGAACGCCGAGGACAGAGAGGCCGUCAUCAAGGGCAUCGAGAGCCUCCAGGCAUCGCUCAAGAAUGUCAAGAACCUGACCUGGAUCACCCCGCCGUCCAACAUGACCGUUGCGGCGUACGUCGACUCCCUCCCCAAGCUGGCGAGUGCCAGGCGCGCCAACCACUGGAUUGGUACUGCGAAGAUGGGCACUGAUGACGGCCGCAAGGCCGACGGUACCGCUGUCGUCGACACCAACGCAAAGGUCUACGGCACCGACAACCUAUUCGUGGUCGAUGCUUCCAUCUUCCCCGGCCACAUUACCGGCAAUCCUUCGGCUAUGAUUACGAUUGCUUCUGAGCAGGCUGCCGACAAGAUUUUGGCCUUGAAGAAGUAG